AUGGUAAGGAAGGCUAUCAGAAGAGUGCCAAUCAGUGAAUACAGAAAGAAACGAGUCUCUGUGGAUGCAUUCUGUUGGAUUCAUGCUAUUGCAUCUAAUUGCGCCUAUGAAAUAUACAACAAACUCGAUACUAAGAAAUACAUCAACAUGUUCAGGAACAAGAUCAAUAGUCUCACUAAACACGGUAUUGUGCCUAUAUUCGUAUUCGAUGGUGACCUAAUUGCUGCAAAACAGGAGACAUCUGAAAACAGGCAAAAUAUUCGAGACAAAGCCAGGGUUGAAAUGGAAAUGGCCAUUGAAGAAGGAGACAGCCAUCGGGCAAGAGAAUUAGUGAAAAGAGCAAUUAAGAUUGAAUCAUGGCUUGUUUACGAAUUUCUACAGGAAUUGGAGAAGCAAGACAUCGAAUACAUCAUUGCACCGUAUGAAGCAGAUGCCCAAAUGGCGUACCUGAAUCGAAUUGGAUACGUUGACCACGUGAUGACAGAAGACUCAGACCUGAUUGUCUAUGGUGCCACCAGUAUUCUAUUCAAAUUCAAUGGGUUAUAUGUGGAUGAAUUCAAUGGUGCCCUGUUGACUGAGAGUCUUGGAUCGUUUUUUGCUGAUAAUCUCAUGGAAAUCUGCAUUUUGAGUGGCUGUGACUAUUUGAGUUCAAUCAAAGGAAUUGGACUUAAAAAAGCAUUGAAAUUCUAUGAAAAGCAUGGAAGUGUUGAGGAGCUAGUUAAAGAGUUGCAAUACAAGAUGGAUGUGCCUGAAGGAUACAUCCAUAGAUUUCAUAGGGCUAAACUCACGUUCAUGCACCAUAUUGUGUAUGAUCCAAUAACCAAAGAAAGAAGGAAUUACACGCACACAGAUGAAGACUAUGAGUGGCUUGGAAGCAAGGAAGCAAAGAAACAUAGCAUGGAACCAACAUGUGAUGCUGGAUAUGAGGUAGAGGUAGAAAGGCACUUUCACCCAGGUAUAGAUUUACAAAGUAUUGAAAACAGAAAGAACACCGUUAAGAAGGAUGAAUAUGCAGGUUGUCAAGGAAAUGUCACAAUUAUCACCGUAGACAGUGAAGAAGGAUACGACAUCCUCCAUUCCAAGUUAUAG
Molecule: messenger RNA, 1089 nt
Organism: Enterospora canceri
Lineage: Eukaryota; Fungi; Microsporidia; Enterocytozoonidae
Source: the annotation of a GenBank genome assembly